Penaeus monodon (black tiger shrimp) is the source of this 2380-nucleotide messenger RNA. RefSeq names its product ras-related protein Rap-1b-like. The record is from RefSeq and is a predicted model, not a curated record. NCBI's taxonomy places the organism in Eukaryota, Metazoa, Arthropoda, Malacostraca, Decapoda, Penaeidae. The transcript has 5 exons. Gene Ontology annotation, molecular function: GTPase activity; GTP binding. Bases 1178 to 1975 code for a protein of 265 amino acids.
AUACCACCGUAUCAUUAUUACUGUACUGUUAAUAUUGAUAAUACUAUCAUCAUCAUUAUUAUACCUGUUGUCAUUGCCAUCAUGACUUAUCCCAAAGACCGGCGAGCCAUUCAGUGCAAUAGAUUCCCCCCCCAAAAAAAAAAAAAAAUCCCAGCCGGCGCAAAAUUUUCGAAUAAUUGCAUCCGUCGGCCGCAUGCAUCGCCGUUGCAUCGAGCGCGUGAAUAUUGAUAAACUACGAGCAUGGGAUCGAAGGUCGGCAGGCAGCCUGAAGAUGUUCAGUUGCAACGAAAAUCCGCGGCGGACUUGUGGCAGCGUGCAACAGGUGAGAGACACGGUCGCCCGACGGGAGAAAAAUUCACCCUCCGACAUCAGACUCCCCUUCGCUAAAUGUGGUUUAGCUGCUGUGAUUUUUUUUUUCUUUUCGUUCUGGUUCGCCUUUUCUUAUUUUGUGUUUGAUUUUCCGCUGCAUUUGGCGGUCUAUGUUGGGGACACGCUUGGAGAUUUUUGUGCGUUUGUCGGUAAGGAUCGGCUCCGCAUGACCGUUUUCGCUGUUUUGAUCAAUGUAUUGAUAAGUGGGUCGUGCGUCUGGCAGCUGGUGGGUGCCUCGUCUACCUGGUCCCGCUCCAGGGCAGGCUGUCGUACCGCAGACGGUCAAGGGUGGAGGGAGUUGGCAGGUCUGUGGUGAGGGGAGAGGACCGUGGCAGUCUCCGGCCUACCGUCGCUUUUGUUUUAAUAGGAUUUUUUAUCCUCCCUUGGUGCGAUUUUUAACAGCAACAGGUAUCUCUUUAUCUAAAGAUGAUGAACAAAAGUGCGAGACUAAGGAAAUCCAUUUCAUAAGUGAGGGAGAUAAGAAGAAGAAUUAAGGGCUGUAAAUAGUGUAUUGUAAAAGCAACUGAAGAAGAAGAAAAAAAUAAGAAAAAAAAUAAAAAUAGAUAAAUAAAUAAAUAAAGUACGUCGAAUACGACACGAAAAUGAUCCAAAACUGACCAAACAAGAGUAAAAAAAAAAGACACAAAUAAAUAAACAAAGAAAAUAACAACAACAAAAAAACAAACAAACAACAAACAGAAAAAAACACAUAAAAAAAAAUUAUCAACCCCCCUCCCUCCCAAUAAACACCCCCCCCCCAAAAAAAAAAAAAAACGAAAAACGAAAAACGACUCUCAAAUUCGAAUCUAUGAAAAGAAGUAAGGAAAAAAAUGUUCUGAAGACUCGAAAGAGCGUCGAGGAAGAUGAAGUGCCCAAGCGAAAUGACAAGUGCAAGAGAGACAGGGAGAGCGAAAAGGGCACGCCCAGUACCAUGAAAGAGAGUAAGCUGGUGAUCCUCGGGGCGGGGGGCGUCGGGAAGACCUCCUUGGUGCUUCAGUUCCUCCAGGGCUUCUUCUCGACGACUUACAAGCCCACGGUGGAGGAUUGCUACAGCCACACCCUGCAGCUGCCUAACGGUCUCUUCCACGCCCUGGAGAUCCUGGACACGGCCGGCUCGCACCAUUUCCCGGCCAUGCGAGAGCUCUCCAUCCGCUCCGGCCGCGCCUUCGUCAUAGUGUUCGCCGUCAACAACGAACAGAGCUUCUACGAGGCUCAGUCGCUCUGGAACCUCAUCACCAAAAUAAAAGGUAGCGACGGCGCCCCCGUGGUCGUGGUGGGGAACAAGGUCGACCUCGACAGAGAGCGAGUCGUGAGCUUCCAGAGGGCACAGGACUGGGUUGACACAGACAUGAGCAACGCCUCCUACCUUGAGACGUCAGCCAAGUAUAAUAUCAACGUGGGAGAGCUUUUCAAGCAGUUGCUGAUAAGGACCUAUGGAUUAGCUAAUAACGAGAUGGCCCCCACCGGAGCUCGAGGACGCCUCAAGUCGUUGGGGAACAUCAUGGAGGUCGUCCGCAGGAGGUCGUUCAGCCUCGCCCAAGCCGCCUCCUGCAGCGCCAUCCCCGACCACCCGGACAUACGAGACCAGAAGUGCGCUAUUCUGUAACCUGUAACAAGUGUGACCUGUAAUUAAGAAGGAGUGACUUGAAGAGGAUCUGGAGGGUGACGUAUGGACCUGGGGGUGGGUUUGAGAGGGAGUGUAACCUGUAAUUAGGUGAAGAAUGAGGGAUAACAGAGGGUGACCUGUAAAGGAGAACCUGAAGGAGACCUGUAAAGGCAAGUAGGUAAUUUUCCUAUAAGGUGACAUAAACAAAUAUCUAAGAUCGUGACCUGUAAGAGUAAUGUAUGUGAAAGCAUUGAUUGGUGACCUGUAAUAGGGGGGGGGGAGGAGUGUUGAAGCAUUUCGGGAAAUUUAAUGAAGACCUGGAAAUGUAAAAGGAGACCUGCACACUCAAUGACGUCACAUGAAUGAGUUAUAACAUUUAAAGAUCUUUUUGUUAAUGUUACUAUG